GAGAAGCGCCGUGAGCAGAGGCGAGGCAGCGAUGUUGCCACAUCCAGCGCCCAAGUGCCCGGAGCUGGAGCGGAGAAUCCGGGACUUCCCAAGAGAGAACAGUCUCCAGGGGGCCGUGACGGGAUUCCUGGGGGCGCUGGCUGCGGAGAGAGUGGACGUGACGCUGGAUCCAGACACGGCUCAUCCCGACCUCGUCCUGUCUGAGGAUCGGAAACGUGUGAGAUACGGAGACACGCGCCAGGAUCUGCCCGACAACCCAGAGAGAUUUGAUUAUUGUAUCAAUGUGCUGGCUGUCGAGGGGUUUGCGGGCAGGAGACGUUACUGGGAGGUGGGGGUGGGGAACAAGACUGAGUGGACUUUGGGGGUCUGCAGGGAAUCUGUGAGCAGGAAGGGGAAGGUCACAGCAUCACCUAAGAACGGAUACUGGGCCGUGUGGCUGAGGGACGGGGGAUACGAAGCCGGCACCUCCCCCUCCACCCCCCUCCCCGUGAGCGCCAAGCCCAGCCGAGUGGGGAUUUUCCUGGACUACGAGGCGGGCGAGGUCUCGUUUUACAAUGUGACUGACAGGUCCCAUCUCUUCACCUUCACCGGCACCUUCUCCGGGACGCUGCGCCCUUUCUUCUGUCCUGGUCUCAACGCUGGGGGCACCAACGCGGCUCCCCUGACCAUCUGCCCGGUGCCGGCCCAGGCCGGAGGGAAUCCCUGCCCCUGACAGUGACCCACAACACCGACUGGCCCCUCCCAGCGCUGCUGUUAUCUCCCCCUAUUGAUGGGAGCCAGUUACUGCAGGUACCUGGAUGUUUUGUGCCAACCAGUCGCUGCCCCUUUCCCUUUGCAACUGGAGCCUCCAGUGGAAAACCAGACACCUGGCAGCCCAGCCCAGUGUGGUGAAUGGGACCCCCUGGCUGGAAAGAACCCAGGUUGCCUUUCCCCCCUGCCCCAGGUCU
This is a messenger RNA of Pelodiscus sinensis (Chinese soft-shelled turtle), 947 nucleotides long. The record is from RefSeq and is a predicted model, not a curated record. NCBI's taxonomy places the organism in Eukaryota, Metazoa, Chordata, Testudines, Trionychidae.